This is a messenger RNA of Impatiens glandulifera, 362 nucleotides long. Its product is annotated as 14 kDa proline-rich protein DC2.15-like. The transcript has a single exon. The record is from RefSeq and is a predicted model, not a curated record. NCBI's taxonomy places the organism in Eukaryota, Viridiplantae, Streptophyta, Magnoliopsida, Ericales, Balsaminaceae. Bases 1 to 351 code for a protein of 116 amino acids.
AUGGUUCCCAAAAUCUCUAACUGUCUAGCUUUCUUCAUCACCCUCGACCUCCUCUUCUUUUCCCUCGUGUCAUCUUCCCUGGCUCCCCAUACCUGUCCUAUGGAGGACACUCUUAAGUUGGGAGUGUGCGACGAUUUUCUUGGAAGAUUAAUUGGUGUCAUCAUCGAAUAUCCUCCCAAUACUUCUUGUUGCGCGCUCAUAAAUGGCUUGGUUGAUCUCGAGGCUGCUAUUUGUCUUUGCACUGCCAUCAAGGAAAACGUACUUGGCAUCAACCACAAUGUUCCUGCCUCUCUCAACUUGCUUCUUUAUGCUUGCGGGAAGAAAACACCGCCUGAUUUCAAUUGUGUUUAACUAAAAAUGUG